CUGCCAGAAGAGCAGAGAGACUCAGGCCAACCCAGAACCUGCCAGUUCUCUCUGAAGCCAGCUCUCUCUUCCUCCACCAUGCCGGUCUCUGCAAGAACGCUUCUGUGCCUACUGCUCACGGUUGCUGCCUGUAGCAUCCACGUGCUGGCCCAGCCAGACUCCGUUAACUCCCCACUCACCUGCUGCUACUCAUUCAAUGCCAGAAAGAUCCCAGAGAAGAGGCUGGAGAGCUACAAGAGAAUCACCAGCAGCAAGUGUCCCAAAGAAGCUGUGAUUUUCAUCACCAAGCUCAAGAGAGAGAUCUGUGCUGACCCCAAGCAGGACUGGGUCCAGGCAUACACAAAAAAACUGGACCAGAGUCAAGCUAAAUCAGAAACUACAACUGUGUAUAAAACAGCACCUUUGAAUGCUAACUUGACGCAAGCUCCUGCAGUUAAUGUGUCUACUACUGCCUUUCCCACCGCAGACUCAAGAACUUCUGUAAGACUGACCAGAAUGACAAUGAACUAGUGUGACCUGGAAUGUGAUACCUUAAGUAAUGUUAAACUUAUUUAACUUAUUGAUGUUUCAAUAUCCCCUUCCCAGAAUACUAGGAUUUCUUAGAUGCGUGACGUGGUUCCAUUGUUUUCCCUCAGUGAAACCUGGUUCUCCACUUUGUUAUGAGAGAUGACUUUUGUAAAGGUGAAUGGAAAAACUUUGUGCUUGAAAUUCCAAGUCAUUGUUUGAAAUAUUAUUAUAGAAAUUGAUAUUUCUAAUUAUUAAGAGAAAUAAAUUAUUUUUGUACAUA
Messenger RNA from Mesocricetus auratus (golden hamster), 787 nucleotides. RefSeq names its product C-C motif chemokine 2. The record is from RefSeq and is a predicted model, not a curated record. Gene Ontology annotation, biological process: positive regulation of GTPase activity; immune response; positive regulation of ERK1 and ERK2 cascade. The transcript has 3 exons. The coding region runs from base 79 to 510 and encodes 143 amino acids. Gene Ontology annotation, cellular component: extracellular region. Gene Ontology annotation, molecular function: CCR chemokine receptor binding; chemokine activity. NCBI's taxonomy places the organism in Eukaryota, Metazoa, Chordata, Mammalia, Rodentia, Cricetidae.